Molecule: messenger RNA, 3172 nt
Organism: Betta splendens (Siamese fighting fish)
Lineage: Eukaryota; Metazoa; Chordata; Actinopteri; Anabantiformes; Osphronemidae
Product: protein FAM171B-like
Exons: 8
Coding region: 166-2049 (627 amino acids)
Source: RefSeq, a predicted model, not a curated record
ACCGCUGAGCCAGCGUUCAGUCUCAUCAGCUAAUGGCAGAUUUCACGGGCGUCGCGGAGCAGCUUAAACGGCAGGGGUUCGCUUGACUGGAGCGUCUGUGUCUUUCGGAGCAUCUCUUCCGUGGAAGCUGCAGAACCGGAUCUGAGACCAGAUCGGCCGAGCAACAUGCGCCUGUUGCUGCCGCUGGUGUCUGCGCUGGCGCUGCUGAAGCAGGUCAAAGGCGGCGGAGCGGACGACGGCACACUUGACCAGCGGGGUCACGCGGGACGUGGGAACCGGAUCCAGAACCAGAGCGAACAAGCGGUGCCGGACCCCGCUGCAGGUUCUGCUUUUAACUUGCAUGUAACAGUCAGCGAGGCGCAGAGCCGCCGGGUCCUGAGCGAGGCAGCGGUGGACGUCUAUGUCAACUACACCCGGACCAGCACAGCUGUGACUGGGGACCGCGGAAGGGUUCUGCUUCACGCUCCGUAUGGAGCCGGGCUCCCUGUGGUGGUUGUGGCCAGUAAACAGGGCUACGUGUGCUCACCUCUGUCUCUGAACAGCAGGAAAAGGCUGAUUUUUUCAUCUGUGACCAUUUCACUGCUUGGUCUGAGUAAAGGCAGCAUCUGGUUCUUUGAGGACUCUGUUCUGAUCACUGGCAGAACAUCUGAUGCUUCAUCUCAGCCUGUCGUCCAGUUUCCAAAGAGGCUGCUGAGCCUGGCAGAUGUCGCUAACGUGACCUCGGUGGAAGCCUUCCUGAGCGUCCCCACCCUCCCAGCAGGUGGUGGCAAGUUUCCCCACAUGUUAGGGGUGGUGAGCCGUGCAUCAGGAAACGUGAGUGUGGACUUGAGGCCUGUUGCUGCCGUCAGCGUGCAGCUGUUUUCAGGACCCACUGAGCUGCAUGUCAGUGGGCCCAUAAGGAUCAGCCUGAGGGUGAGGGACGACUGUGGCCUCCGGCCUGCAGACACUGUUCCGGCGUGGUUCUUUGACCAGAACAUUGGGGCCUGGAUGAGAAAAGGCCUGGGGGCGGUGGCGUGGGUGGACGGACAACUCCUGUGGACGUUCACUGCUCCUCACCUGGGAUACUGGAUUGCAGCACCUCUGCCAUCCACCACAGGUUUCCUCUCUCAUCCCACUGACGACUUUGUGGUUCAAAACUCGUUGUUCCUGAUGCUCCUGAUUGGUGGAAUGCUGCUGGUCAUCUUCUGCCUUCUGGUUGGAUUAGGUCACUGUCAUAGGUCUGUAAGGGUCAGAACAGCUCAGAAGAUCCCACCUGAGACCAGGAAGGAUCAGACCACCUGCACAUGUGAGGAGGAGGCCUGUGAACUGUCAGGGCAGCAGAACGGACCGACCCAGGGCCUCACAGAGCGGAGCCAGCACACGGCCUCUCUGGCUGGCAGUGUCCUGGCCAACGCCGGCGCCGUGGCCGUCAGGCUGGACUGCAGUGAUCAGGAGCUCACUGGUCUGAGUGAUGUGAGCUCAGAGCACAUGGGGGGUGACAACUUGUUUUUCUUCAAUCGGCCUGUUGCUGUUAUUCGCGCUCCGACAUUUUUCCAUCUGGAGGAGCAGCCAGAUCAGUCUUCAAACGAUGCUGACACCGAGUCGAGGAACAAAGACGGCUGCACCCAGACUCUGUUCACCGGCUCGUCUCUGCCUCAGAGCAAGGCAGCAGAACAAGAUCCACAGCUUGGAGUUCUGGAGCGCUGUCAGGCAGCAUCCUCCACCAAGGAAUCCAGGUCUCACUUCAGCCUCCCAGAGUCCAUGUCUGUCCCGGGAACGCUAAACAAGAUCAGGGAGAGCCGGCGCUCAGUCAAUGCCUUGGCGGACCUGUCCAAAGCCCCCUCGGCUCAGGCUCCCCGGGCCUGGUUCGUAUCACUGGAGGGGAAGCCGGCGGCUGAGAUCCAUUACGCUGUGUCAGAACAACAGAGGAGGCACCGGCCCGUGGAAAGUCCAGAAACCAGUUUAGACUCGGGGGUGGACAUGAGCGAACUGAACCAGCCGUCUGGACGGAGACUCGUGACCCUGGAACGUAAAGCCACGUUUGUCAAAAGCUCAGCACCUCCACAGUAACAGCUGGCUGAAGGCUGCCUGACCACGUGCUUGUCUGUCCCAUCAGAUACACACACGUUACAGAGGGUUCGUAGACUGUCAUGUUGAUGGAAGCUCAGCCUGCAGCAGCGUGAACAGUGACACAGUGUCACUAACUAACCAGCGUUUGUACAUUCGCCUGUCAAAGGCCCAGACGUCUCCCCCUCCAGACGCUUCUUCCAGCGAGGACACCGCCUCGCGGCAUGUCCUGGAGGUCCUCUGGUUUCUCUGGGCCUCCAGGACCAGGCGGCAUCGAGUGAUUCUGAGGGUCCAGCCUGUGCCAAACUAGUCUAGUCCUUUAGGUCACGACCUAGAAGGAACAUCCAGUAAAUGGAGCAAUAAGGUGACAGCUUCACCUGUUGGUUCUGCUCUCUCUGUACCACAUGUGUCACUCUCAUGGUCACUUGUGUACAAGAUCACGAGAUGCUUAAACUCUUCCACUUGAGGGCAGAAUGGUUUUCUUUCCCUUUCCCUGUCAAGAACCACAGCCUCAGAGCAUGAAGGUUCACUACUAUCUCAGACCCGGUGGUCCAUGAUCCACAAAUCUUCUGUCCCCUGGCUGGCCAAACAGAAUCUGUUCAGAAAUAUACAGUAAAUGGCAGUCCUGAUUCAAGUCAAAAGCUCUUUGGACCGUAACAGGUGGACUGUCAGUGAAUUGAGUGGUUACUUAAAAACUAGUGUUUGGUUUCUGCUUUGAUUUUACUGUGCACUAUGUUGUUCUCUGGUACAGUAUGAUGGAUGCCACUUUUUAUCUAAUUAAUAGAUUAAUAAAUCAAUUUAAAUAAAUAAUAAACUUAAUUAAUUAAUUAAUAAACAAAUAAUCAGGGAUUUUAGCAGCAUGUAAUAACUAAUGAACAAUGAAUGUAUGUUCAUCCAAAUAUUUACAGUGAAUGAAUGAAUCACCAUUAAAAUAAUAAUUAUAUUUUCCUCCUAUAAUAAUGUACAUUAUUUUUUUUCUCAGGGCUUGUGCCCCCUAACCCAUACACACAUGGCUGUAGCAACAUAAAGGAGACUGAUCCUACAGCUUUUCACACUAAAUAUUGGACUUCAGUGUCUCAAUAAGGUGUCUGUAAGUUUUCAUCCCAUAAAACCCUGUAGAUCCUCA